Messenger RNA from Aaosphaeria arxii CBS 175.79, 1305 nucleotides. RefSeq names its product glycoside hydrolase family 5 protein. NCBI's taxonomy places the organism in Eukaryota, Fungi, Ascomycota, Dothideomycetes, Pleosporales. The record is from RefSeq and is a predicted model, not a curated record. The transcript is spliced from 3 exons. Bases 1 to 1305 code for a protein of 434 amino acids.
AUGUUGUAUAGAAACAUUCUUUCUGGCCUGUGGUUCGGCCUUAGUGUUUCGGCAGCACCGACUACUUCGGCUCGCUCUGUCGAUUCACUUCUCCCACUGUCUACGAAAGGGAGAGACAUCCUCGAUAGCAAUGGGGAUGUUUUCCACUUCAAAGCAACGAAUUGGCCGGGGCACCAAGAGGCAAUGAUACCGGAAGGACUUCAACAUGCUUCAAUUGAGCAGAUUGUGUCCUGGUUCCCAAAGUUCGGGCUAAAUUCUGUUCGAUUGUGUUUCGCAAUCGAGAUGGUAGACGACAUCCUUAGUAACAAUACAAAUCAAACAUUGGAGAAAAGCAUUCUGAAUGCCCUUGGAGAAGCCAACGGAACAAUAGUCCUAGACCAAAUCCUUGAAAAGAAUCCACAAUUCACCAAAUCGACUACGAGGUUGGAAAUCUGGGAUGCAGUCGCUCAAGAGUUGACGAAACAGAAUGUGAUUAUCCAUCUUGACAAUCAUGUUUCGAAAGCAUUCUGGUGCUGCGGCGAGAAUGAUGGCAAUGGCUGGUUUGGGGAGAAGUACUUCGAUGUUGAGAAAUGGAAGAGAGGGUUAGCAUGGAUGGCGGAACAUGCCAAGCAGAAUUGGCCAACGUUCUCUUCAAUCGGUCUGCGCAAUGAGCUGCGCAACGCUCAGAACGCAGAGCCCGUCGAUUGGUACACUUGGUACGUUCAUAUGACCGCAGCAGCGGAAGCAGUCCAUGAGGCCAACCAAGACGCCUUGGUAUUCUUCUCGGGACUCUCUUACGACACCUACAUUGACCCCAUUCCAUUGGGCAAAACCUUGAAUGGAACCAGUGGCACUGCAACCGAGGGCAAGACUGCAGUCUUUAAUCCGGAUGACUUUGCUUGGAAAGACAAAAUUGUCCUCGAGAUUCACAAGUACGAUUUUGAAGCAACUCAAGACAAUUGUGAUACGUUCAAAUCCAAAUGGUACUCGAAGGGAUUCCAAGCACUUGACGCGUCAAACCCGCAGACCAAGCACCUCUUUCCGCUCGUUUUGUCGGAAUGGGGCUUCAUUCAGAACGGAACGUAUUGGAAACAGACAACAUACAACAACUGCACAAUUGAGAUGGUUGAGGAUUGGCAAGUCAGUUGGAUGCAUUGGGAGCUUUCAGGCAGCUUCUACCUCCAGACCAGGCCCAACAGGACGCCUAAUACUAUCCAAGGCUUGGAGGAAUUCUGGGGUUUGGUGAAUUAUGACUGGUCUGCCGUGCGGUCUCCCAUUACGGUCGAGAACAGUCUGAACAAGAUGAUUGCAGCUCUAGAUGCUUGA